AUGAUAACUCAUGAUUUUAUGAGCUGCCCAUAUAAGGAUGUUUGUCCAGAUUUUAUAGCAGAGCAGGUUAAUGCAUUUAACAAUUUUCAGCGUCCCCGAUAUGACCCGUAUUCAAAUUUCUACAACCCAGGUUGGAGAGAUCAUCCUAAUCUAAAGUGGGACAAAGAUCAGCACUCUAGGCCUCAAUUUCAACAGCAGGUACAACAACCUGCUGCACCUAAGGCUGCUUGGGAGGUUGCAAUUGAAAAAUUGGCAAAUACUACCACGCAAGAAAUCCAAAACCUACAGGCAGCAAUGAAAAACAUGGAAAAACAAAUGGGGCAGAUUGCUUUGCAGGUUUCAGAAAAGGCACCGGGUACAUUUACCAGCCAAACCGAACCAAAUCCAAUGGGAGGUGCAGAUUGCAAGGCAGUUAGAUUUUUGCGUUCUGGAAAAAGUUUUGAUAAUAGAAGUGAAAAUUGUGUUCGACAUUCGCAGGUGGCUUCACAGCCAAAAACAGAUUCGGGAAUUGUUGAAAAAUAUGCCAAUUUGAAAGAUUCUGAACAACCUUUGAACAGUUCUGAAAAUGGUGCUGAUAUUGUUGCGGAUUGUGUAUAUGAGCCACCUAUGCCUUAUCCUGAACGAUUGAAGCCUAAAGUUAAAGAUCAACAAUUGACAGAUUUUAUGAAGAUUUUGUCUAAGGUUCAGAUUAAUCUACCGUUAAUUGAUGCCAUCAAGAACAUUCCGUCUUACGCCAAGUUUUUGAAGGAUGUUUGCAAAAAGAAAAAGAAGCUCUUUGAUUUUGAGAAAAGACUAGGACAAGGAGAAAUCAAGCCUACAUCAGUUAUUCUACAACUAGCAGACCGUUCAGUUGCUUAUCCUAGGGGAAUUAUUAAAGACCUAAUUAUUAAAGUGGAUAAUCUUUAUCUUCCUGCUGAUUUUUUGAUUUUGGAUAUGGAUGAAGAUAUGCAAACACCAAUUAUUUUGGUACGGCCUUUCAUGGCAACUGCUCGAACGUUAAUUGAUGUAGAGGCUGGAACACUUACACUUCGAGUGCAAGAUCAAUCUGUUGUGUUCAGUUUAUUUGAAGCAACUAAAAGGCCAGGUGAUGUGCAAGAUUGUAUGCGUGUUGAUGUGCUUGACAGCAUAUUACAUGCUGAAAUUCUGCCACGUUUGACAUAUGAUCCAUUGUUAAAUGUGUUGAAUGGGUUUGAGAAUAUAAAUACAGAAGAUGAAAAGGCUUUUGAGUAUGUUUCAGCUUUGGAAAAUUCUUCGCUGCCAGUUAUUAUUGUUGCUGAUUUAUCAUCAGCAGAAGAAGAUAAACUGUUGCGCAUUUUAAGGAGUUAUCAAUAUGCAAUUGGCUGGACUAUAGCUGACAUUAAAGGGAUCAGCCCUACAAUUUGUAUGCAUAAAAUUUUGAUGGAGGAUGGAGUAAAGCCUGCCAUUGACGCUCAACGUCGUUUGAAUCCAAUUAUGAAAGAAGUUGUUCGUAAUGAAGUUAUGAAGCUUUUAAAUGCUGGGAUGAUCUAUCAUAUUUCAGAUAGUAAGUGGAUUAGUCCAACUCAAGUGGUGCCAAAGCGUUCUGGUAUUACAGUUGUGAAGAAUGAUAAUAAUGAACUUGUGCCUACUCGUUUGACUACAGGGUGGCGUAUGUGUGUUGAUUAUAGAAAGAUCAAUGCGGGGUAUAACCAGAUUCCAGUUGCCCCUGAGGAUCAAGAGAAGACAACCUUUACUUGUCCUUUUGGGACUUUCGCAUAUCGAAGAAUGCCUUUUGGUUUGUGCAAUGCGCCUGCCACGUUUCAGCGUUGCAUGAUGAGCAUAUUUACCAGGGGUAUUGAGGUUGACAAGGCUAAAAUUAAUGCAAUUGAAAAGUUGCCACCCCCGACGACUGUUAAGAGUGUUCGAUCUUUUCUUGGCCAUGCUGGGUUUUAUAGACGGUUCAUCAAGGAUUUCUCCAAGAUUAGCCGACCAUUGUGUAAUUUAUUGGCUAAGGAUGCUCCUUUUCUUUUUUAUGAGGCUUGUUUGGAGGCCUUCAAGAAGUUAAAGACACUCCUCACCACAACACCCAUUAUUGCAGCCCCUAAUUGGAGCUUACCUUUUGAAUUGAUGUGUGACGCGUCAGAUUAUGCAGUGGGAGCAGUUCUUGGACAACGGAAAGAUAAGCUUCCCCAAGUUAUUUAUUAUGCUAGUCGAACCCUCAAUGAUGCACAACUCAACAAUGCAACCACAGAGAAAGAAUUGUUGGCAGUUGUUUUUGCAUUGGAAAAAUUUCAUUCGUAUUUAGUUGGGGCUAAAGUGAUUGUCUAUACAGAUCAUGCAGCUUUAAAAUAUUUGUUGUCUAAAAAAGAUGCUAAGCCUCGAUUGAUUCGUUUGAUUCUUUUAUUGCAAGAGUUUGACUUAGAAAUCAGAGAUAAAAAGGGUAGUGAAAAUGUGGUGGCUGACCAUUUAUCUAGAUUAAUUAUUCCCACAGCUUCCGAAGAGGAUUCCCUACCAUUAAGUGAGUUUUCCAGAUGA
This is a messenger RNA of Malus domestica (apple), 2493 nucleotides long. RefSeq lists its product as uncharacterized. Lineage: Eukaryota; Viridiplantae; Streptophyta; Magnoliopsida; Rosales; Rosaceae. The record is from RefSeq and is a predicted model, not a curated record.